Messenger RNA from Setaria italica (foxtail millet), 1349 nucleotides. RefSeq names its product vegetative cell wall protein gp1. The coding region runs from base 1 to 783 and encodes 260 amino acids. Lineage: Eukaryota; Viridiplantae; Streptophyta; Magnoliopsida; Poales; Poaceae. The record is from RefSeq and is a predicted model, not a curated record. The transcript has a single exon.
AUGGUCGAGGCACGCACGGAAGGAGCCGGGCAGCCACGUCCGCAUCCCACUUGGCGUACGCGGCGUCCUAUAAUAUUCCUUCCCUCGCUCCGUCCCCUCCCCUGGACGCCCAAACCCGCGCCGCGCGCGCAGCAUAAAUCCCGACCGACCAACCCCAGCGGCGCACCCCACCAGCCACCUCCACCAUUCGCCACCACACAGGCCGCCCCGAUGCCCGCCUCCCCGUCGCAUCCCUCGCCGGCGCCGGCGACGCCCUCCUCCGCCGUCGCCACGCCCCGCCGCCGCCGGCGCCUCCUCCCGUCCAAGCCCAACCAUCACCACUCGCCGCCGUCCCUGGCGCCGGCCUCCCCGUUCUCCUUCUUCCCGCCGUCGUCGCCGUCGCCGUUCCACCGGUUCCUCCCCUCUCCGCUGCGCGCCUCCGCCGUGCCCUUCUCGUGGGAGCACCGCCCGGGCAUCCCCAAGACGCCCGCCCGGAACCGCCCGUCCUCCUCCUCCAAGAGCAAGGCGCUCCCGCUCCCGCCGUCGCUGCUCGCCAGGUCCUGCGCCGGCGGCUCCGACCCCUACGCCUCCGUCGUCCCCGCCGAGUACGCCGCCGCCGCGAUGGACACCCACCCUUCGGACCGCGCGGGGCGCCUGCGGGGGUGGAGGGUGCGCCGGGGCCGGCGGCAGUCCCCGCGGCUGGGCGACGCCCUCGCCGAGUGGCUGUCCAUGCUCAGCCUCUACCGCUCCUGCAAGCGCGCCGCCGCCUGCUUCGCCGCCAAGGCUAAGUCGCCGGCCGCCUGACGAGCUCCGGACCUCUCCACGCCACGAGCGAGGUCCACGACAUCUCCGAUGAUCUCUCUCUCCCCCGUUCGCGCGUGUGCUGUCUGCUGUGUUCAACUGUUGAUAGCAAAAUAGUGUGAUUGGUUUGGAUUUGCGACGACGAUUCGCUGUAAAUUAGUGAUCGACAUGAUCAGGAGUAGUAAUAGGCUAAUAGCAUAUAUGAUUCCAUUUGAUACAUGUGCGUAACUGUUAAUUAGUGUUUGCCCCAAUAAUUCAGCAGCAGGACCGUACGUACCAUUAGUUGCAGUCAAUGGAAUGCUGGUGCUGUUGGUGGUGGUGGUGGUGGUGGUGGUGCAUGGUGUGUGCUUUAGUAAGCAUUCAUCAUUAAUUAUUGGGUUUGCGUUCAAAGUUUACUGAGAACUUUUAAGCUCGUGGUCGAGUUGCUCUGGGUGGCCACUGCUGGGAUCGAAAGAUGAAGCGUGUGUAAUCCUGAAAAGUCUGAAAGCUAGCUGAUGAAAACAUGAAGUGUGCAAGCAUGACAUGUGACGUAUUAUGAUGUUUUUUGGACACGGAUAUGGUCUCAAUUA